This is a messenger RNA of Dendrobium catenatum, 1908 nucleotides long. Its product is annotated as transcription factor PIF4. The transcript is spliced from 8 exons. The record is from RefSeq and is a predicted model, not a curated record. Gene Ontology annotation, biological process: regulation of DNA-templated transcription. Lineage: Eukaryota; Viridiplantae; Streptophyta; Magnoliopsida; Asparagales; Orchidaceae. The coding region runs from base 191 to 1663 and encodes 490 amino acids. Gene Ontology annotation, molecular function: DNA-binding transcription factor activity; protein dimerization activity.
GCACUGUCAAAUCUCCUUCGGCCCACCGAGCUUCUUACCAUUCUAAACAGGAACAGAGGGAAAGAAGCAGAAACCAGCGAGAGAGAGAGAGAGCUAUACCUCUACUCCAUUGCAACGCCAGAAAGGAGGAAACUUGCUGAACAGAAGAGCGAGAAAUGGCUGUUCUUGAAAAAGAAUUCAUUUAAGAGAGAUGAAUGGCUGUGUUCCAGAUUGGAAAAUGGAGGAUGAUUCUAGACCGUUCUAUGGUCUUCCUGUUACAAAUGAAAAGAAGUGCAGUGGAUCAGAAAGUGAACUAACAGAGCUUUUGAGGAGAAAUCGGCAUGGGGUCUUGCAUGGCCAAACAAAUCAUAGAGCCUUGCCGGCCAUCUUAGAAUCUAAACAAACUCAAAAGCCUGAAUCCUUACUGAAAUGUGGGGAUUCAGUUGUGAAUUCAAGUAGUUUUAUUGAUGAAGAGGAGGCUACAUCAUGGUUCCAAUAUUCUUUAGAUAAUUCAAUGGAUAAAGAGUUGUCAGAAUUUUUCUAUGGAAUGCCAACUGCAGAAAUCAUUUCUACUGAUAAGGCAAUGAAAGAAGAUAGUAAUGUUUGUACUAAGAAAUCCUGUUUUCAUCCUCAUGAUAAUGUGAUGCUUUCUCCAAAAUCUAGUUUAGGUGAUAGCGCCACUGUUGUAAAAUUCUCAAACCAUAGAAAGCCGAGGAAGGCUGAUUUGGUAUCAGAAAAUAGGAAAUUUUGUGAAGAAGCAUCAAGUAGUGAAGCUGUGGUUGGCAUGGCAGAUUCAUCCUCAUUGAGGAAAAUACUAUCAAGUGUUUGUGGAAGCAACCAAGCUCAAAACGAAGCUGAGGUUACUCAUGCUUUGAGCAGUGUGAAAGGAGCAAAGGACUCUCUAUCAAGAUCUACACUCGAUCAUUUGGAAGUAAACAGAUAUGAACCUGCAAUUACUUCAUCAUCAGGCGGCUCUAGGCGAAGCUCGACAAAGCAUGGACUUAAGAGGAAGGGAAGAAAUGCUGAGGAAUCUGAAGGCCAGAGUGAGGAAGCUGAGUAUGAAUCAGCAGAGGCAAACAAGACAGCUCAGAGAACUGCAUCUGGCCGUAGAAGUCGUUCAGCUGAAAUCCACAAUCUCUCAGAGAGGAGAAGAAGGGACAAGAUCAAUGAAAAGAUGAGGGCAUUGCAAGAGCUCAUCCCUCAUUGCAACAAGUCGGACAAAGCAUCAAUGCUUGAUGAAGCGAUCGAGUAUUUGAAAUCACUCCAAUUACAACUUCAGAUAAUGUGGAUGGGAAAUGGUGUGGCGCCAAUGUUAUUUCCUAGUAUUCAGCAGUACGUGUCGUGCAUGGGCAAUGCAAUGAAUCAUCAUUCAAUGACAUCAAUACCAAAUCCAGUUCAACCACCAAAAGUAUCAUCUGAUAUUCAGUCUACUACACUUGGAACUUCUAUAUCAAACCAACCACAUGUUUGCCCUCUUCAAGGCCCAAAUUCAAUUAAUUUUGCUACCCAUAUGCAUAACUUUCAUAUCCCUGAACAAUAUUCAAGCUACUUUGGCUUUCCUCAGAUGCAAAUGCCUCCUCAGGUGAUGAACAUUUGCACUUAUGGACCACAAAUGAUGCAGCAAAAUCAGAUGGUUGCUGCAGUUGAUAAACAACAACAUACCAACAAUAAGAGCUCUAUCUAAACAUAUUCAAACUGGCUAGUUAGAAUAGGGAAACUAUUUAUUGUUUGAUGUUCCAGCAUUAAUUAGGAUUUGAACCCUGGGCUCUUAUAUGUAUAUUAGUGGCUAUGCAGACUGAAGGAUUGGUUACAGGCACUGGUUUACUUGAUUUGUAUUACUAUAGAAAGAGCAUGUUAAAUUAUUAACAGAUUCCUGAUGUUUUGGUCUUACAAAAUAAAGAGCAUAUGCACCUUUGUUUUUGUCAUGAA